AAUUUAGCAUUUUUGAUAGGUAAAAUCUUAAAAUCGGCCAUAAUCUUGAAUUCAGAAUUUUGGAAAGCUAAAAUCUUGACAUCAUCCAAAAUCUCGAAUUCAGGAUUUUGGAAAGCUAAAACCUUCAAAUCCGCCAGAAUCUUGAAUUCAGGAUUUUGGAAAGCUAAGAUCUUGAAAUCGGCCAUAAUCUUGAAUUCAGGAUUUUUUAAAGCUAAAAUCUUGAAAUCCGCCAAAAUCUUAAACUCAGGAUUUUGGAAAGCUAAAAUCUUGAAAUCGGCCAAAAUCUUAAAUUCAGUAUUUUGAAAAGCUAAAAUCUUAUAAUGGGCAAAAUCUUGAAUUCUGGAUUUUGGAAAGCUAGGAUCUUGAAAUGGGCAAAAUCUUGAAUUCUUUAUUUUCCAAAGCUAAAAUCUUGAAAUCGGCCAAAAUCUUGAAUUCAGGAUUUUGGAAAGCUAAAAUCUUGAAUUCGGCCAAAAUUUUGAAUUGAGUAUUUUGGAAAGCUAAAGACUUGAAAUCGGCCAAAAUAUUGAAUUCAGGAUUUUCGAAAGCUAAAAUCUUGAAAUCGGCCAUAUUCUUGAAUUCAGGAUUUUUGAAAGCUAAAACCUUCAAAUCGGCCAAAAUCUUAAAUUCAGGAUUUUGGAAAGCUAAAGUCUUGAAAACGGCCAAAACCUUGAAUUUAGGAUUUUGGAAAGCUAAAAUUUUGAAAUCGGCCAAAAUUUUGACUUGAGGAUUUUGGAAUGCUAAAAUCUUGAAAUCGGCCAAAAUCUUGAAUUCAGGAUUUUGGAAAACUGCGAUUUUGAAAUGGCACAAACUCUUGAAUUCAGGAUUUUGGAAAGCUAGGAUCUUGAAAUGGGCAAAAUCUUGAAUUCUGGAUUUUGCGAGGCUAAAAUCCUGAAAUCGCCCAAAAUCUUGAAUACAGGAUUUUGGAAAGCUAAAAUCUUGAAAUUGGCCAAAAUCUUGAAUUCAGGAUUUUGGAAAGCUAAAAUCUUGAAAUCGGCCAUAAUCUUGAAUUCAGGAUUUUUUAAAGCUAAAAUCUUGAAAUUGGCCAAAAUCUUGAAUUCAGGACUUUGGAAAGCUAAAAUCUUGAAUUGGGCAAAAAUCUUGAAUUCAGGAUUUUCCAAAGCUAAGAUUUGGAAAACGCAGAAAAUCUUGAAUUCACGAUUUUCGAAAGCUAAAAUCUUA
Messenger RNA from Porites evermanni, 1179 nucleotides. NCBI's taxonomy places the organism in Eukaryota, Metazoa, Cnidaria, Anthozoa, Scleractinia, Poritidae. The record is from the annotation of a GenBank genome assembly.